This is a messenger RNA of Trichoderma citrinoviride, 2133 nucleotides long. RefSeq names its product ubiquitin binding protein. Bases 37 to 2133 code for a protein of 698 amino acids. The record is from RefSeq and is a predicted model, not a curated record. Lineage: Eukaryota; Fungi; Ascomycota; Sordariomycetes; Hypocreales; Hypocreaceae. The transcript has 6 exons. Gene Ontology annotation, molecular function: metal ion binding; ubiquitin binding; phosphatidylinositol-3-phosphate binding. Gene Ontology annotation, biological process: protein targeting to vacuole; protein transport to vacuole involved in ubiquitin-dependent protein catabolic process via the multivesicular body sorting pathway. Gene Ontology annotation, cellular component: ESCRT-0 complex.
GAGUGACGCGCAGCUCCUUCAGCCAAACCGCCCAUCAUGAUGAGCUGGUGGUCCACCUCGGCCAACACGGCCCUGGACGAGCAGAUCGACAAGGCCACGAGCAGCAGUUUGGAAGACAUCGCGCUCAACCUCGAGAUCUCGGACGUCAUCAGGUCCAAGACGGUUGCGCCUAAAGAAGCCAUGCGGUCGCUGAAACGGCGCAUUGGCAACAGAAAUCCAAACACGCAGCUGAGCGCCCUCAACCUUACCGACACUUGCGUCAAGAAUGGCGGGUCUCAUUUCCUCACUGAAAUCGCCUCCCGCGAGUUCAUGGACAACCUGACCUCACUUCUCCAAGCCGUCGGGCCCGUUGCCGUCAACGCCGAAGUCAAAUCCAAGAUCCUCGAGCUGAUCCAGUCAUGGGCGGGUGCCACAGAAGGACGAUACGAGCUCUCUUACAUCGGCGAAGUAUACAAGCGCUUGCAGCGGGAGGGGUAUCAGUUUCCUCCGCGGGUGACGGUGGCGAGCAGCAUGAUUGACAGCAGUGCGCCCCCCGAGUGGAUUGAUUCGGACGUUUGUAUGCGAUGUCGAACGCCCUUUACGUUUACCAACCGAAAACACCACUGUCGAAACUGCGGUAACUGCUUUGAUCAGCAGUGUUCCAGCAAAACCCUUCCUCUGCCUCACCUGGGGAUCCUCACCCCUGUACGAGUCGACGACGGGUGCUAUGCUAAGCUCACCAACAAGGGGUUCAAAGAGCCGAUUCCGUCCCUCGACCGCACACCGACGUACCCUCACAAGACUCGCAGCACAUCUGCCAUGCAGCCUCGGAAUGCGCGCGUCGAUGACGGAUUCGACGAGGAUCUUAAGAAGGCGCUGGCUAUGAGCUUGGAGGAAGUCAACAACGCGUCCCGCGGAAGGGUCCAGCCGCCGGCUACCAACGGACCCAAGACAACAGGGGGAGAUGCCGCCGCCACAAAGCAGUUUGAAGAGGAAGACGAAGACUUGAAAGCUGCGAUUGCCGCCUCUCUGGCGGACAUGGAAGAGCAGAAGAAGAGACAUGCUGCGGCGCUGAAGGAGCAGACGUCGGGACCAGCCGCCUCUUCUGCUGCUACUUUUACGCUGCCCAAGAACGACUAUGAACUGACACCGGUGGAGGCGGAGAACAUCAACUUGUUUGCCACGCUGGUUGACAGGCUCCAGACUCAGCCCCCGGGCACGAUUCUACGAGAGCCCCAGAUCCAGGAGCUGUAUGACAGCAUUUCAUCGCUGCGCCCCAAGCUGGCGCGGACAUAUGGCGAAACGAUGAGCAAGCAUGAUACUCUCCUCGACCUCCAUGCUAAGCUGUCUACUGUUGUCAGAUACUAUGACCGGAUGCUGGAAGACCGCCUGUCAAAGGCUUACAGCCAGCAGAGCCUUGGCGGAUACAACCUGCCACCCCCUCGCCAAUCCUCCGGACCUUACCCUUCAAUACCUUCCCAUGCGCCAAGCAACUCUGUUGGUGCCGAGAAUUUCUACACAGGCCAGCAGCAGCCAGGCUAUGCACCCUCAGGCCAGCAGCUGUACCAAAUGCCACCUCAACAUGCCAUGCCGCAGUCCCCAUAUCCGCCCUAUGCUGGGAUGCCAGCUCCCGAUGCCAAUGCCGGACCUUAUGCCCCUCAGCAGCAGAUGCAGACGCCCGAUGGCUGGAACAACAGGGCCCCGUCCGCUCCUGAGCCGUUCCAGCAGCAACCGCAGGAGGCGCCGGAAGACCAACGACAGUACCCGCAGCAAGCCGCCGCGUCCCCGUCCACAGACCCGAACGCCUCCUACUACUUCAACACCGCACAGCCUUUACAGGCCGCUCCCACGGGACCAUCUGCCCCCGGCUCUGCUCCGGACACUCAGUCGCCAUAUCCCAACUUGAACCAGUCACCCAUGCCAUACCACCGGGGCUCAGCUCCCUCUGCUCCGACUCCCCCACAGCCGUUCCAGCAGGAUAUACCGCAAGGAUCCCCCUAUCAGGUUGCCAUGCCACAGCAGCAACAGCAGCAACCGCCGGCGCCUCCGCCUGAAUGGGCUGGAUACUCGCAAUACUCGAUGCCCUCUGUGCCGCAGCAGGAGCCUGUACACCAACAGCAGCCGGUUCAGGAGGAGGCACUUAUCGAACUGUGA